This is a messenger RNA of Anarrhichthys ocellatus (wolf-eel), 2635 nucleotides long. RefSeq names its product neuronal PAS domain-containing protein 1-like. The transcript is spliced from 4 exons. Gene Ontology annotation, biological process: regulation of transcription by RNA polymerase II. The coding region runs from base 531 to 890 and encodes 119 amino acids. Lineage: Eukaryota; Metazoa; Chordata; Actinopteri; Perciformes; Anarhichadidae. Gene Ontology annotation, molecular function: DNA-binding transcription factor activity, RNA polymerase II-specific; protein dimerization activity; RNA polymerase II transcription regulatory region sequence-specific DNA binding. The record is from RefSeq and is a predicted model, not a curated record.
GCUGUACAAGCAUGCCUUUUAUAUUUACUAGUGACUGAGAGAGAGGGAGAGAGGGAGCAGCUGAAGGCAGAGACAACUGGUGUGCACGGCUUUCCCAAGAGGAAAUGAAAAGAAAGAAGCUCAGCGAGGAGAGUGAAUGAGUGAGCGCGAGAGAGGAAGGGUGGGAGGGAGCAUGCCGGCUGGAGAGAGGGAGAGAGAGAGAGACGUAGUGAGGGAGAGAGAGCGAAAAAGAGAUUCUCACACUGGCUGUGUCCUAAUCCGAGUCCAUCUCCAAGAAGCAGCGGAGCAGAGUGUUGGUGAACUCGAGGUGCCGGUGGAGGUGGUGUGGUGGGGGGCCACCGCCAGGGCAGGGCAGGGGCUCCGGAGAGGAAAAGAAGAAGGAGAAGAAGAAGAGGAGGAGGGAGACAAAGUGGAUCAGAUCAACAGCAGCAGACUGAACGCAGGAAAUGCUCGUCAGGUCUGAGUCUGUCACAUCCUCAGCCAAUCAGAGCCUUCGUUAACAGCGGCGUCGGCACGUGAUUGGGAGAAGGAUGGCAACCAUGCCGUUUGUCAGCGAGGGGAAGUGUGUGAGUGUGGAGUGGGAUUUCCUACAAGGACUACUGGCCAAGCCACCCACCCUUCCCUGUCUCCAGAACCUGCGUAAAGAGAAGUCUCGCAAUGCGGCUCGUUCACGGCGGGGGAAGGAGAAUUUUGAGUUCUUUGAGCUGGCAAAGAUGCUGCCUCUGCCCGGAGCCAUCACCAGCCAGCUGGACAAGGCCUCAGUCAUCCGGCUGACCAUCAGCUACCUGCACAUGCGCACCUUUGCCAGCCAAGGAGACCCGCCCUGGAGCCCUCUGAGGGACGUAGACAGCAACUGCAGAAAAGGUGAGAAAAAGGGAAAAAAACAGUAAAGAAAUACUGUGAAACAAACUGCUUUGGUUCACUAAAGUUCACUGUACAUGAAAUAGAUUUUGAUUCCAUUUGUAAUAUUGCUUUUUUAGAACCAAAGAGAGGAUGUAUCAACUCCUAAAACUAGGUGUGUACUGACAGAACAUGAAGCAAAUUCUUGCCUUGCAUCAUUAGCACAGUUCUGACCACUGGACCGUUUGUGAUUUGUUGCCCUAAACAGACAAUUCACCAACUGUACGUUAGCUGUAAGCUAGCUAGCUACGAACGCACUGACCGUGUCUGACUGAGUGUGCCUGCGUGUUUGUGUUCCGCUCAGCCUCUUACUGCCAAAAUCACUGCUUCUCCCUCCGGUCUUUAUCCUUCUUCAUCUCGUCUCUGUACGUUCAUGAAAUAUAGAUAUAAAGCCUCGGGAUACACUGCCAGUUCUCACUCGAGUUACAACUACUUGCACACACUUGGCUUUGCGUCAAUCAAUCGCAUCUUUCCAAUUACUUUGUAUGCAAACAAACCCCAAUAAAAUUUGAUUUGAUUUGCAUUCUGUCUGAACACCCAUUCAGUAGGAAACAGUUAUAUCUACUAUUGAAGACACUGAGGUCAUGUCCUCAUUACUCCCUCUGAGAAUCUUUGUGUUGGGUAAUUCAAUUUCUGUGAAUAAUUGCAUAAAAUAUAAAAAAUCCAAAUAAUACAAGCCUUUUAUUGUCUGCUCAAACUUCUCUUGGGGUGGGGGAGAUAUGGACUCAUUUUUUUUAAAUCCUGCUUACAGCCCUGGUAGGAAAUAUUUUUUAUAACUUGUUCAAUAUUUAAACUUUUCAUGGACUUUGACAACGUGCAAGUAUGCAGUGGUAAAUGAAACAUGGUUGAAGGAUCAUUUCUAAACUAAGGAAGCUUGUAAGAAAAAAUACACGGCAGAGAUACAUCUGCUGAUGUUUGUUGUCAAUGGACAGAAACCGCUGAAAUUCAUGCAUCCAUCUCAUAUAUCUCUGCCGAUCAAAAGCAAUCCUCAGCCGCCCGAUCCAAGUCCAUUUACUCCCGCUCACAGAGACACCCCACGCCACAGAAAAUCCAGUCCUCUAUUGGCGACCGUAAUUGCUUGUGCUGUGUGUGUGCGACACAAACAUAAUGUUCAUUCUGAGGCCUGUAAACAUACAUGUGCAUAUAUUACAUUACAUUACAUUACAUUCAUAAAGACUCUCCAUAGGCUGGUGUGAGAUGAAUGGGUGUGAGAUCGAUGUUACAGAAAGAGGGAGGAAACUAUUGAUGUGAUUUGUAAUUACAGAAAUUAACUAUAUAACGAGGACAGUGUAAUUAUACAGCCUGUCUAAUUGCUACUAUUACUGAGGGGAAAUGAUGCAGCUACCGUACAAUUAGAGGUGUGUGUUUGUGAGUGCGUCUGAGUGUGUUCCUGCCUGUUCUUGUCGAAUUGGAGGUAAUGUGAGCAAAAAGCAGUCAUGUUAAUAGCAUGUUUUGUGUGACUCAGUGGGACUUGCUUUCACACAAUAUGUAACACACACACCUGAUAAGACACAAUAGUCUUAAUGGUAUAAUAAGUUGGGCUGCGUAUAAAUAGUGGUGCCAGUGCAAUACCCGAGGAAGUGUGUUUAAAAACUCGGGGUGUAGAGUUUGAAAGACAUGGUAUUUACCAGACAGGGAUUCUCUAAAGGAAAGACGCUAUUGCUGCAUUAUGGGAAAUGUCAAUGUGAAAGUGAGCCAGCAUGCACGAUACCAGGACCCUGAAACUGAAUCAGCU